Ectocarpus siliculosus is the source of this 1689-nucleotide messenger RNA. The record is from the annotation of a GenBank genome assembly. NCBI's taxonomy places the organism in Eukaryota, Phaeophyceae, Ectocarpales, Ectocarpaceae.
CCAACGCUCCCAGGCUCUUGUCAGUACACCUCGGACAGAUAUUCGUUGCCACAUACAGCAGGACCUGCGGCGAUUUCAACACCCAGACAGGUGUUUCGUGAAGAGCACCUUGCUUAGCACCGGCCUUGUUUCAUCACGCCAGGAUUUUCUAGAAGUCAAGCUCUCCUCAGCAGACGGACAGCAAGCAGCACGAAGAGCAACAAGAGCAAACGAGCACACGGACAAAAGGGGGACACGAUGCCGGCUGACGGAUCUUACACCAUGCGGGCGCAGCCCCGACGACGGAAGGACGUCAAGGACGAGCCCAUUUUCCUUCGCAAGACGUACGAGAUGAUCAACACCUGCGAGGACGUGCACGCGGCCUGGACUGCUGCGGGCGACACCUUCGUGAUCAAAGACCCAGACACGUUCGCCAAUGAGGUCAUCCCACGGUUCUUCAAACACAACAAGUUCAGCUCCUUCGUCAGGCAGCUUAACUUUUACGGCUUCCGCAAGGUCAAAUCCAACAUUACCGUGGAGGGGCAGGACAGCAAGUGGUGGGAAUUCAAGCACGACUUGUUCCUUCGCGACAAGCCCAAUCUCCUGUCGGAGAUCCGCCGCGCCACCCACUACGGCGUCACGCCGGAAAAGCAAGAGGUGGAUGACCUGCGAUCGGAGGUGGGGAGCUUGCGGCUGCAGGUCGUCGACAUGGACGGUCGGAUCGACGCGCUCUCGCGCAUGGUGGACCGCCUCCUGGAGGAGCGCUCGGCCGGCGGCGCGGGCGUUGACGUCAAGCACGAGGUCCCGCCUACCCCAGGCUGGGCAAAGAAGCGCCGCCUGGCCGGGGAGUGGGACGGGACGGCAGGCGCGAACGAGUCCGAGAGCGGCGCCGUUGUCGGGGUCGCGGCGGGACCUCCUCGCGUCAAGAUGGAGGCGACCGCAGGACCGACGGCCGUGAGCGGCGGUGACGAGGGCGGGGAGAAUGACGCCGCUGCUGUGCGGGUCAAACCUGAGCUGUCGGAGGAACCGGUGUACCAGUUUUCUAUGGGGACGGGCGGUGAUCCCACCGCUGGCGCGGGUGACGGUAACGGGCUUAUCAUCGGCGGCGGGGCUCUCUGCCGCGACUCUUCGUUCUUGCGGGACCUCGACAACAUGAGCGUCGGUUCGAUGGGCGGUGGUGGGUCCCUGGGCCCCCUUGAGCUGAUCGACGUGGCGUCCAGCGAGGAUGGUGAAAAGUCUCGCGCCGUUGGCAGCACUGGCGAGGAUGCCAUGAACGAGAGCUUCUUCGACCUCGACUUCGACGCCGAAAUCACUUCCAUGCCUGGCUCUGACCUCGCCUCGAAAGACGGCCAGCGGCAGCAACAGCAGCCAUCCGAGAGCGAGACAUCGGCGAUCGAGUCUUUCUCCGCGAAUCCUGCGGCUUCUGCAACGUCGACCCCGGCAGCGCCAGUAUCAGACGUGGCCCCGGCCUCGGUUCCGGGUGUCGUGAACACCCUCGCGAACGGCGGGCGCGCGGGUGUGGCGGAGCCCCCUGAGAUCGCUCUUCCUCUGGCCAGCGCCGCGAUCGGGGCGUUCAUGGUCCACUACGCUACGGCGCAAGCUGUGAAGGAGCCGGCGAGCGCGGUGGCGGCCGUCGCUUUGGACAAGUCGAGGCAUGCGCUCGAGCGGACCGCUUCACUUCGUUGAUCAGCAGCGGGGGAGGACGGGAGA